UGUUUUAGCCGUAUAAUAUAUAACUAGAGUUUCAUCUUUCUUGCUGAAAAUUUUGAAAUCGUUUUUUUUUUAACAACACCAGUAAUAAUGAGUGCUUUUUAAGAGACGUACGUUCCACCCCCACCCAAUCAUCACGUUAUAUGUUGUGCAUAGGCUGGCAAUGAUUAAACUAGAAGAGCUUGCUAGUUGGAUGUUGUGCAUUUUAUAUGGUUGUUAAAUUUUAAUUGUUUAUAACUUUUUCAAAAUAUUUUUAGGAUUGAUGUAUAUUUUCAUGGGCACAAUAAACUCUAGUCGACUCGACCUGUGGCAUUUAGGAUUUUAGGCGUGUUCAUCUGGCUGUAAAGAUGGCAGAUGAAGAUCCAUUAACUGUAAGCUUGUCAGGCAGCGUAAACUUUCUUGACGAAGAAGCUUCAACCAAAAAAGUUCAAUUUGAACCGAUCAACACAACCAAUACGUCUUCAGAAACAGCUGAUCAUGAUGGGUUGUUUCGAACACAUGAUCUCAUUUCGUCUCCAUCUAUAUCAAUUUUACACGAAGAAAAUCACAGCGAAAGAAGCAAUUCCAUUCCUUAUCUUACAAUUUAUUAUGUCCGUGAUAGUAAACAAACAUUUGUACCGAAUACAAACAUGGUUGCUCAUGUUGUGGAAGUCGAAAGAUCUUCCGUCUUUAAUCACCCGUUUAAUCCAAACCUUUACGUAAUAGAACUUCAUCAUGGUGAAUUUUCAUGGCGAAUCAAGAAGCGCUAUCAUCACUUUCAAAAGUUAGACGCAGACCUUCUUUUCCACCGCGCCAAAAAAGCUGGAGUGCGUCAUUCGGACGAUCCCGGACGACUUUCAUUCGCGCCAGCCAUUCUGCUACACAACAGAGAAGAAAGAAAGAAGGCUGUGGAGACAUACAUUCAGGAUAUAUUAGACAAGAAAGGUUAUCAUAAAAGUCGAAGACUUCAAGAAUUCUUUGAGAUCAGUCGAGUGUCGUUUAUCAGAGACCUUGGAGUAAAACGCAGGGAAGGUGUACUGCUCAAGCGUUCUGGAGGUCAUGUGUCUCCCCAUUUGGCCAGGUGUUGUUGCUGUUUCCCACAAUGUUGUUGUUACGUCUGGAGAAAAAGGUGGUUCGUGAUGAAGGAUUCAUUUAUUGCUUACUUAGAUCCAGGAAAUCAAGAGGUCCGAGGCGUGUUGCUUUUAGAUGAAAAAUUUUCAGUUGAAAUUCCCCCGCAUUUAUCUCGUGGUUUGCUAAUUAGGAAUCGUGAGAGGGAGUUAACUGUAUUUUGUUGGACUCAUCGAAAACAAAGCGAAUGGAUGGCAGAGAUGGUUCGUACUAUGGCCGAUACUGGUUCAAUUUGGACCAAGAAUAAUGCUUUCGAUUCUUAUGCUCCACAAAGACAAAAGAUUCCGGCUCAGUGGUUUGUUGAUGGUGAAGAAUAUUUUUACUCAGUCUCACAAGCUCUUGAAGAAGCUAAAGAAGAAAUAUUCAUCACAGACUGGUGGUUUAGUCCAGAACUGCACAUGGUUCGUCCGUCGACAGAAAAUGAUCAUUGGAGACUGGAUAGGAUAUUACAACGCAAAGCGGAAGCUGGGGUUAUGAUAUAUGUUCUAAUAUAUAAAGAAAUGGAGAUGGCUUUAACAAUAAAAAGUAUCUACAGUAAAACUGCUCUUUUGAAGCUUCAUCCCACUAAUAUAAAGGUAUUACGACACCCUGACCACACCCCCGGAAAAACUGGAAUAUUUUAUUGGGCUCACCACGAAAAAAUAGUUUGCAUUGAUCAAAAAGUUGCUUUUCUUGGAGGGUUGGAUUUGUGUUAUGGUCGUUGGGACAACUGUAGGCAUUUUCUUACAGACUGUGAUUCAGAAUUUGUGCCCAGCACAUAUUCAAAAACGGAAAAGGUAAUAGCAAAUAUCGGAAACAUUUUCAUGACUGCCACAGCGAAUGCAAUACCAAACUUUAGCGAAAUAACAGAGGAAAGGACAAAGACGAAGGAAGCUAAAAUUUCUCGGUCAAGGAAAUUGCUGGGACGAGCACGGCUGUGGACGGGGAAGGAUUAUUCCAAUCCGAUUAUAAAAGAUUUUGUCGAUUUACAUAAACCUGAGCAAGAUAUCAUUGAUAGAAGUAGUACAAACAGAAUGCCUUGGCAUGAUGUUGCUGUCUGUAUCUGGGGCCAAGUCGCAAGAGAUGUUGCCAGACAUUUUAUUCAAAGGUGGAACUUUACCAAGUUAGAGAAAAAGAAAGCAGAUUCAUUCUUCCCUCUACUCCUCCCAAAAACCUAUACCGGUCUUGUUGACGCCGCUCCAGAUGGACUUAAAACUAGCAAUAUCAAUUGUCAGGUACUUCGUUCUGUGGGAGAAUGGUCAGCGGGCUGUCCAAGCGAGUCGUCAAUAUACAAUGCUUACAUUCAUUUGAUAAAAACAUCCAAACAUUACAUUUACAUCGAGAAUCAAUUUUUUAUCACGUCACUUCCUCCUGAUGUUAAGAAUAUCGUCGGAGACGCAUUGGUGGAGCGAAUUACACGUGCACACAAUAAUGGCGAAAACUUCAAGGUUUUCAUUGUUAUGCCUCUCUUGCCGGCGUUUGAAGGUGAAAUUGGUGAUGCUUCAGGAACAUCUAUUUGUGUUAUCACUCAUUGGAACUACAUGUCCUUGUGCAGAGGCGAGACGUCACUUAUAGAGAAACUUCGAAAGAAUGCUGUUGACAAACCUUUUGAUUAUUUGUCUAUCUGCAGUCUACGAAAACAUGAAGAAUUUGGUGCAACUCCUAUUACGGAACUGAUCUAUGUGCACUCGAAAGUCAUGAUUGUGGAUGAUCGUUACACUAUAAUAGGAUCAGCAAAUAUAAACGACCGAAGCUUACUAGGAAAAAGAGAUUCUGAAAUUGCAAUAUUAGCUGAAGACUGCGAGUUUAUCGAAUCAAAGAUGAAUGGAAAAAAGUAUCAAUCUGGUGUUUUUUCAUCCAGCCUUCGGCAUCGAUUAAUGAACGAACAUCUUGGCUUGUUGGAGUCAGUUGAUGAGAAAGACGAUUCUGUGGUAAAAGAUCCAAUUUCAGAAUCAUUUUUUAAGGACGUUUGGUCUGCUAUUGCUGAUGCUAAUACCAGAAUAUAUGAACAGGUGUUUCACGCUCUCCCAUCUGACGCUGUUGAACAUUUUAGCGAGUUACCUCAAUACAAGAAUCUACAAGGCCUCGCAGUCAAGGAUCCUCAACAAGCGCGAAAGGAACUGGAGAAAAUCCAAGGGCAUCUUGUCAAUAUGCCGCUAAAAUUCUUACAAAACUCUGAUUUGAGGCCACCAAGUGGGUCAAAAGAAGCUUUAGUUCCAGUCAAAAUUUUUACGUAGUAAUUGAAAUAUUCUCACAACAUACAAACUUGCAGCAAAGUCAAUUCAGCUAUGUUUCAUGGUAAAAAAAUACGAAGCCUAGAUCGCUAAACCGUUAGUGUUCCCGAGAGUGUUCCAGGUAAUGGGGGGUGCUCCUGAAAAAAUAAACACACAUACUAUGAUAUUGAUGAGAAUUUCAGCGAAACAUAUCGUACAAAUCACAUCAUUGCAUACAUGGGAAUAGUGAAUUGUUUUUUAAAUUGCGAAGUAGCUAUAUUCGUCACACUAUAUAUAGCAUAAGUCGUCAAUAACUGUCCUCAGCGUGUAUGCUUCAUAUUUCUAUCACGCACGAAUUUCAACUAUAGUAAAUGUCAUGCAUGUCCGACAGUCCUUCUUCUAACUAUAUUUUAUAUACCUUGUUUAUCCACGUCACAAUUGAUGCAUGGUUCAGCUUCACCGUAGAUAAUUGUUCAUACAGGAGAUUCUUACUAUGCGGCUACAUCUGUUUUGGGUGUAUGCAUUCCAUUUUAUGUGAAUGAUAUUUCG
Dendronephthya gigantea is the source of this 3845-nucleotide messenger RNA. Its product is annotated as phospholipase D1-like. Lineage: Eukaryota; Metazoa; Cnidaria; Anthozoa; Malacalcyonacea; Nephtheidae. Gene Ontology annotation, biological process: phosphatidic acid biosynthetic process; intracellular signal transduction; cell motility. The coding region runs from base 345 to 3320 and encodes 991 amino acids. The record is from RefSeq and is a predicted model, not a curated record. Gene Ontology annotation, molecular function: D-type glycerophospholipase activity; phosphatidylinositol binding. The transcript has 28 exons.